ACGUCUCUGCUUUGCCAUUAAUUAUUUAUAGGAUUCCUGUAAAGCGGCGGGGAUGCGCGAGAGACGCCGCAGCGGCGAGGCUCGCCCGCUCUGAACCGGAGGACUCACCGGCAGAUGAUGACCCAGCCUGAGAGUGUUUCCAGAGGAGACGGAGGAGAGCAGGAAGGAGGAUGAAGAAGGGGGGAGAGGGGUCGAGAGCGGCAGAGGUGGGCUAUAAUGAAGUUGAGUGGGAAAGGACUGUGCACCGUGUGCUCCAGCGCCCUCCUCUUCGUGUGCGCCCUGAGCGAAGUUGUCGUUGGAUUAAGAUGCGUCUCGCUGGGAUCUACGGUGAAGGCGCACUUCCACCUCGGCGCCGCCGCCGGGGCUUUCUACUCCGGGCUGCUGGUGGGGACCGGCCAGGUGCUGCUGGGCUCGGCGAUGGUCUGUUGCGUGCGGAAGCCCGGCUGUCGGAAUUUCUUCCUCUUGGGUGUUGUUGUCUUCUUGCUGGGGGUCCUCACCGCCUUCUCCGGCGCGGUCGUGGACGGGGACACGGCUUCUUUGGUGGAGAGGAAAUUUUCCCACUACUGCUUCCACUCUGUGUUUGUGAACUCCGCCUGCCAGCAGCUGCGGGAGUACCAGCGGACCCUGGUCAUCUCCACCGUCCUCAGCACUUUGGAGUGCCUGCUGGGGCUCCUCAACCUGGUCAUCAUCAAGCGCUACAAGGCGGAGCAGUUCUCUAGGAGCCGGCAGCGGCAGCGGCAGCGGCAGAGCAGCGGGGGGCCGAUCGUGUUCAGCGAGGAGCGGGACUGCUCGGCGGCGGGGCUCCAGCCGGUGUCUUACAUCAACCUGGGGGUGUUCAGCGUGCUGGACGAGACGGGGGCCGAGGUGCAGCGCGGGGGCCACCCGUCCAUCGACCUGCCCGGAUACUGGCCCUGGGACCCGGAGCUCAACCACUGCUUCCCAUUCUCAUACCCGAUCCCCAGCGAACUGCCGCCCGCCUACGAGGACAUUUUCCCCGCCGAGGCAAGAAACACAUAGCCGCUCCGGAGCCAGCCCAGCCCCUGCUGUGACAAUCACUGACUUUUUCUUUUUCCUUCUUCUUUUUUUUUUCUUUUUUCUUUUUGCUUAAAAAGAAAAAGAAAAAACAAACAUGUUCCUCCAAAACACACAAUAUUACAGUAUGUUACACAGGAGGUUUUAUGUCAGCAGACCAUUAUUCUCAUGUUUUCUGGUGACAUAUCAUCGAGGAGCCAGAUUGAAAACGGAUAAAACAUUUAAAAUCUAAAAUUAAAAGUGGCAGCCUACAGGCCCAGACAAGUGCAGGCACAUCCAGGCCCAUAAACGCAACAGCUUGCUGGAAGAAAUGAAGUGGAGAGUUGCUGUUUUCCUGAAUGGUUGCUGUUACCGUUUUUACUUGUGAAUAAAAUGUGUAUUUAACCUCAGCUGAAGUCCCGAAACUGCUGCCAGUGUUGAGCCUGAACUUCCACGGUGUAUUUCCCCCCCUAAUUGUUUAAACAGUGGCUGGUCAGGUUGGUGCCCCGGCCCGCUGGUCAAACAGGGCCGGAUGUAGAAGGGGGGCAGGUUUGGUGCCCUAUACCCUCUACAACUUUCUUUCACAUAUGCGAAUUACAAUAGAUCUAUUUUAAAAAAAUUUACUCACGUCUAUAUUAAAAUAGAGUUCUUUUUCUCCUGGAACACUUUUGUAUUCUUUUCUUUUUAAAAAUAGAAAUAACUUCAUCCUGAUUAAAAGACAAUGUCAGAUCAAUUUUAAAGGCCAGAUUUAGAAGGACGUGGUCCCCAGUUUUAGUGCCCUAUCUGCUGACCGCAUACAUUAGUGGGUAUACAUUUAUAUAUUCUGGUCAAUAGCUACAUAUUGUUCCAGAAAACUGUACUAUAACUUCAACAUUUUCUAAUACUUCAGUAUUGUUUGAUUUUCAUGACUUUGUUUAUAUCCUGUGGUUUAUAUAAAGUAAAGUGUUUGUAAAACACACACAUUCAUAAAACAAACAACAUAAGAAAGACAAAUGAAAAAUCUUUUCUCCCCCCCUAAAAAAAGUUGUUGCCCUGGGCUACUGCCCCUUUCUAAACUCUGGCCCAGCUGAUGUGUAACAAAGUCCCUGAGACACACCAAAAAUAAACACAGUAUGGAUCCUGUGUUUAAAGCUCGCUGUGCCUUAUAUUAUUGGGUUCAUUGAGUCAGAGGUGGGGCUACAAAAUUAUAAGUUUUUGAAACAGUUGACUAACCUUUCCAAGAGACAGGUUCAUAAAGUGUUUUUACUCGGUUUGUGUUCCGACAGGGUCGUAUUGACCCCUGUUGGGCUUUUACAAGUUUUUUAUUGUGUGCGGUUCUGGUAACCGACGCCCUGACGGGACAAUUCCCCGCUGUCAGACCGUGACAUUUGCCGCACUCCUCCUGAG
Gambusia affinis (western mosquitofish) is the source of this 2397-nucleotide messenger RNA. Its product is annotated as transmembrane protein 271-like. Lineage: Eukaryota; Metazoa; Chordata; Actinopteri; Cyprinodontiformes; Poeciliidae. The record is from RefSeq and is a predicted model, not a curated record. The coding region runs from base 217 to 1017 and encodes 266 amino acids. The transcript has a single exon.